AUGGAGCCGGGCAGAGGGAUCCUGGCCAAGAUGCCGGACGGGAAGGACAGGCAGCGCUUCCUGCUGGCGGUCAUCAGCCUGACCAUCGCUGUGGACCAGAGCAGAGCGGUGGCUGUGGAGCUGGAGGACCUGAAAGCAGCCGUGCUGGAGAGGGUCAUGGACCUGAUGGAGAACAUCUCAGUGGAGGCUGACCGAAAACACAUCCUGGCGUACAGCAUAGAUGCCAUCCUCUGCCUCAGCGACCCGAAGCUCAGCCUGGAGCCAGCGCUGGAGUCGCGCCUCCUGCGGGCCGCCAUAGAGAAGAGCUUCGUGGCCAUAGGGCGUGAGACCCAUCGCAACCAGGUCAUGCAGCAGCUGUACGAGGAGUACCUGGAGAGCCUCCUGUGCUGCAUCUUGUCCAGCGCCCCCAGCCUGGCCAAGCUCUACUCCAUCUGGGAGCACUUUACAUCAUGGAUUGAGCCGUCGGAUGCCCAGCACCGUGCACUGGGCAUGAAGAUGUUUACUGGUGUCAUUGCCUUUGCUGUACAGCUCCUCCCACAGUUUGAGGGCUCCCCUGACAUACCGGAGGUCGGAGACAUGGCAGCCUGCCUGGGUCUGAUGAUCAACGACCCGAAGGAAACCAUCAGCUGCAAGACCAGGGCGGGCAUGUAUUUGCUCGCUCAAAUCUUCCUUCAUCAGAGGGGACAAGACAUGCGAGGGGCAGAGGAGCUGCGGUGCAAGCACCAGAUGGAGCAGAGCCAGGUCCAGAAGUACAGGGACCUGGCGAGAGUGGGAGAGGGCCUGAGAAAGAUCUUGCUGGAGGAGCAGAGAAAAUCUUUCCUGCAGAGGGCCCUUCAUGCAGUUCACAGUGGACAGAUGCACAUCAGCCAAGCUGGGCUUGUCUUCCUGUAUGCAAUCCUGGGGGAAGCCAGCUGCUUGAAGGGACACAAGGUGUGAUAGGGAGAAUACAAAUACACCUACCAGCAAGGGAGAGCCUGAAAUGAUUAUCUUGCAUCCAGCUGCCAGCAAGGUCAUGAAUUUGUAUUAGAAGCAGGAAGAGGAGAUCAACAACAACACUUAUUAGAAAAGAAAAUUUGAUAUGAAAUUUAUUAGUCUAAAAC
This is a messenger RNA of Alligator mississippiensis (American alligator), 1100 nucleotides long. RefSeq lists its product as uncharacterized. The transcript has 11 exons. The coding region runs from base 1 to 936 and encodes 311 amino acids. NCBI's taxonomy places the organism in Eukaryota, Metazoa, Chordata, Crocodylia, Alligatoridae. The record is from RefSeq and is a predicted model, not a curated record. Gene Ontology annotation, cellular component: cytoplasm.